This is a messenger RNA of Lycium ferocissimum, 1959 nucleotides long. Its product is annotated as transcription factor MYB17-like. Lineage: Eukaryota; Viridiplantae; Streptophyta; Magnoliopsida; Solanales; Solanaceae. The record is from RefSeq and is a predicted model, not a curated record. Bases 628 to 1581 code for a protein of 317 amino acids. The transcript has 3 exons.
UAAUCUAUUCAAAACUCAUAAAUUAAAUUUUUUGGCUCCGUCUCUGGCUUCUGUGCCCCGUAUCAGAUUAGUUCACAUGGUGCAGGGCUUGAAUUUUUUAACCAAAACUGUAGCUAUUGCUUACAUUGCGUUAUUAUAAGAUGGGAUCCUCUCCUUCACUCUGUUCUCUCCUGACUUUGACCCGGAAAUUUACUCUGCCUAAUCGUACUAGUAUAUGACCAAAUUGAAUAGCCAAUACAUCAAGAAUUUGAAAAGGGGUAGGAAGAGGCAUGCAUUUAAUGCAACUUUCUUGUUCUAUUACGUCAAUCAUCCAAUUUUUCCUCCUAUUCUUUUUGGAUACAUUUAUUUCAAAUGCUAGUAACAAACAGUAGUAUUUGUGUAAGCACAUCAUAUCUCAUGGCAUUUAAUGUGUAGCCGGCUAUGGACUCGCUGAUACUUACACUCUACAAGUCUGUACUGUGGUGCUACACCAUUUGAUAGGUCAAUGUUCUUCUGUUUACUAUUUACUCUCCUAGGAAGACUCAUCUUUCUUUACUUAAACUUAAAAGACUUGACGUUUUGUUGAUCAUUAAGGAGGGACAAGUUGUGUGUGUGUGUGUCUGAGUUGCAUGUGUAUGAGAGGGAGGAAUGGGGAGAACACCAUGUUGUGAUAAGAAUGGUUUGAAGAAAGGACCAUGGACUACUGAAGAAGAUGAAAAACUUGUUGAAUUUAUCAAGAAGAAUGGUCAUGGUAGUUGGCGUUCUCUUCCAAAACUUGCAGGUCUUCUUCGCUGUGGGAAAAGUUGUCGUCUUAGAUGGACGAAUUAUCUAAGGCCAGACAUCAAACGAGGUCCUUUUAGCCCCGAAGAACAGAAGCUUGUCAUACAGUUGCAUGGCAUUCUUGGAAACAGAUGGGCUGCAAUUGCAUCACAACUACCUGGAAGGACAGACAAUGAGAUAAAGAAUCUGUGGAAUACUCACCUGAAAAAGCGCCUGGUUUCCAUGGGCAUUGAUCCUCAGACUCAUGAACAGUACUCUUCCACUAAUGGACUGCUGAUAAGACCAGCUACAUCACCUUCAGCCCGCCACUUGGCACAAUGGGAAAGUGCUAGGCUCGAAGCUGAGGCUCGUCUUUCCAGAGAGUCCCAAUUCCUGGUUCCAUCAUCAGUUGGAAGAUCUGACACUGACUAUUUUUUGCGCAUUUGGAACUCAGAGAUAGGAGAGGCAUUCAGGAAAUUCAAGAAAGGAGAAAAAACUGCUUGUCAAAGUCCAGCCUCUCAAGCAUCUUCGUGUACAAAGUACGGAUCAGCCUCAAGCAUUACGACUGAGGUUGAGCUCAGUGUUAUAGAGAGCAACCAAAAUGAAUAUAUGGAGUGGAUGAAUGGCCAACCAUAUACUGAAGAUUUCUUGCAAGGAUCAGCCACCUCUAGCUCCGACGCCAUGGAGGAUUCGUCUGAAUCAGCACUGCAACUUCUUUUGGAUUUCCCUACUAACAAUGACAUGAGCUUUCUAGGACACAGUGAUUCCUAUAGCUUGCAUCCCCUUUUAGGUGAAAGCUCAUUGAUCUGCCCUAAAACAGAAUAUGCAGGGUGCUUUCUCUGAUAUCAGUGGCUCUGAAAUUUUUUGAUGCUGGUUGUUUUAGCGGUUCCAGCUGUGUGAAGAACACAUAGAACUCUAUCAUAUAUUAAUGUCAUGUCAAAGCAAUAGGGCUAUCUCAGCUCCAUCAGGGGAAAAGACUGUAUUUCACCUCUAUAUAUUUUGUCAUAGCAAUAGUGCUAUCAUGCGUGAUAUUUUUUGCUGAAAUGUCCAGGAGUUCAGGUCUAUUUUUCGUUUCUAUAAGUUGAUCGUGCUUGCAUAUUUCAGUUUAUUUUUUUGGUUUCAACCUGAAUAGCAAGUAAACAAGAACUAGUAGAAACUUCUGAAGUUUACUAGUGCCAGAAAAUUGGGAACACCAAGGGAUUCUUGACAACAUUUCAACUC